This is a messenger RNA of Linnemannia hyalina, 1185 nucleotides long. The record is from the annotation of a GenBank genome assembly. Lineage: Eukaryota; Fungi; Mortierellomycota; Mortierellomycetes; Mortierellales; Mortierellaceae.
AUGGCACAGACAACAGAACUUGUCAAGGUGGUCGUCGUCGGCGGCUCCUUUGCCGGUGUCGCUGUCAUCCAGACUCUCCUCUCCUCCAUCAAAUCCGGGCACAAGAACAUUCAAAUCAUCCUCAUCGAAAAACGUGACGCCCGCCACCACCCGAUUGGAGCAUUCCGCGCCUUAGUCGACGCAGAGUACGCAAAGCGGGUCUGGAUCCCUUACACAAACCUCUUCCCCAAGGACUCACACCACAAGAUCAUCCAGGACACCGUCACCCAAGUCUAUCACGACCAUGUCGUCCUUGCUUCUGGCCAAUCCGUUCCCUUUAACUACAUCGCCCUCUGUACCGGAUCCUCUAACCCUGCCCCUGCAAAGUUUACCGCCGAUUCCUCGAAGGAGUCGAUCGCCAUUACUGACAAGGCCAGAGAGGAUCUGAAGAAGGCUAAGAGCGCGGUUGUCGUCGGAGGGGGUGCUUGUGGAGUCGAGCUGGCUGGAGAGAUCAAGAGUGCUUUCCCUGACAAGAAGGUUACGCUGAUCCAUUCGUCACAGACCCUGGUCGAUUAUCCUGGUUACUCACCUGUGUUGAAAUCUGGCGCAUUGACCCAUCUCCGUGACCUGGGCGUCGACGUCGUCUUGGGCUUCCGAGCCGAGAUUGAAGGCCUCACCUUCCAGAACUCGAUCCAAUCCGCUCCACGAACAAUCGUCACCCCUUCCGGCACGACCAUCGAAUCCGACAUCCAAUUCCUCUCCGUCGGAAUCAGCGUCGACACCUCCUACAUCUCCACCUUGAAACCCGCAACCAACCCUACCUUUGACUCCUCAACUCUCAUCCACGCUGACAACCACCAGAUCAAAGUCCAGAAGACCUUGCAAGUCAUCGGAUUCGACAACAUCUUCGCGGCAGGCGACUGCGCUGACUACUCCAAAGUCCCGACUGCCGCUGCCAGUGGCGUCAUUGCCCCCACUAUCGCCAAGAACAUCAUUGCGUUGGUGGAGGCCAAAAAGAAGAACAAGACGGCCAAGUUGUCGAACCCGGGUUGGUACCCUUCGGUGAUGCUGUUGGCAACGGGCCCCGAGACAGGGGUUAUUGCAAUGCCGUUGAUUGGAACGAGAUUCUCGAAUUCGAUUUCAAAGGCGUUGAAGUCGAAGGAUUUGAUGGUUGGGAUGACCAACGCCAGCAUGAACUGGAAGUAG